This is a messenger RNA of Lolium rigidum, 569 nucleotides long. RefSeq lists its product as uncharacterized. NCBI's taxonomy places the organism in Eukaryota, Viridiplantae, Streptophyta, Magnoliopsida, Poales, Poaceae. The transcript has 3 exons. The record is from RefSeq and is a predicted model, not a curated record. The coding region runs from base 172 to 480 and encodes 102 amino acids.
GAGCGACCAAGGUCAGGGGAGCUCCUCCACGCAUGGUCCUGGUGCGGGCGGUGAAGACCUAGGCGGCGCGUUCGGCGACCUCCGCCCCUACACCAGCCCCUUCUUCUAACCGAUUCCACGGCCGGCGGGCGGAGCUCGUCGUGGCGCUGGAUUGGCGGCGGGGAGGCUCGGAUGAAGAUAUUUUGGUCGCCUGCCUGGGGUUUCUGCGACCACCACCCCAAGUUGCUGCCGGCGGCGAAGUCCCCAAGCUCCUUCCGCUGCCCACCUCUUCGGCAUGCUGCUGCCGGUCACCUCGUCAGCCAUCUGCUGCCCGGCCCACCGACUUCCUCGCCGACCAUCUAUGUGCUAAGGUUUGCAUCCAUCUACUCCCGCUCGUCGGCAGUUCAUUUCGACGUGAUCCGGCCGUUCCGGCUGGGAGUGCUGCUGCAGCUAAGCUGGCCAUGGCCUCCUGUCACCGUCGGAGGAGAGAUCAGUCCAUGAUGGGAACCAAGUUGUGCUCCUCGUGGAGGUCCAAGCGUGGUCCUGGUGGCUGGCGUGACGGUUGGGCUCAGCCACGGCGGUUCACCCCA